Messenger RNA from Acanthosepion pharaonis, 474 nucleotides. The record is from the annotation of a GenBank genome assembly. NCBI's taxonomy places the organism in Eukaryota, Metazoa, Mollusca, Cephalopoda, Sepiida, Sepiidae.
AUGAAAUAUUAUGACAAAGACGUAUGCGUAUGCACAAAUAAUCUAUCUAUCUAUCUAUCUAUCUAUCUAUCUAUCUAUCUAUCUAUCACGGUCUGUUCACAUCUAUCUAUCUAUCUACCACGGUCUGUUCACAUCCAUUAUCUAUCUAUCUAUCUAUGGAUCCAUCUAUCUAUCUAUCUAUCUAUCUAUCUAUCUAUUUAUCUACCACGGUCUUCAGACAUCUAUUUAUCUUAUCUAUCUAUCUAUCUAAUAUCUAUAUCUAUCUAUCUAUCUAUCUAUCACGGUCUGUUCACAUCUAUUAUCUAUCUAUCUAUCUAUUAUCUAUCUAUUAUUAUCUAUCUAUCUAAUUUUGUUCACAUCUAUCUAUCUAUCUAUCUUUCUAUCUAUCUAUCUUUCUAUCUAUCAAAAUCGUUAUCUAUUUAUCUAAAUCUAUUUAUCUAUCUAUCUGAAAUAAUAAAUCUAUCUAUCUAUUAA